Molecule: messenger RNA, 2527 nt
Organism: Xenopus laevis (African clawed frog)
Lineage: Eukaryota; Metazoa; Chordata; Amphibia; Anura; Pipidae
Gene: stard4.L
Product: StAR related lipid transfer domain containing 4 L homeolog
Biological process (GO): intracellular cholesterol transport; cholesterol import; cholesterol transport involved in cholesterol storage
Cellular component (GO): cytosol; endoplasmic reticulum
Molecular function (GO): cholesterol transfer activity; lipid binding; cholesterol binding
Source: RefSeq, marked provisional
GGAUGUGCUGCUGGUGAGAGCGAGCGCUGUACGAGUCUGACUGAGAGAAGUGAAUCAUGGAUGACCUUGAUAUCCCUUCAAAAACAACCAAAUUGCAAAAUACCUUAAUUCAGUACCACUGCACGCUCGAAGAGGAAUGGCGUGUCGCCAAGAAAUCAAGUGAUGUUACGGCAUGGCGAAAACCUUCUGAAGAAUUUGGCGGUUGCCUGUACAAAAUUGAAGGAAUAGUGGAAGAUGAUUAUAACAGAAUUGUGGAUUACAUUCGCCCUGGACCCUAUAGACUGCAGUGGGACAGCUUAAUGACCUCAAUGGACAUAAUAAAGGAAUUCAAUAAGGAGUGCUGUGUGAUGCGCUACACAACUGCUGGACAGCUGCUGAAUAUUAUAUCGCCGAGAGAGUUUGUUGACUUCUCCUACACAACGCAGUAUGAAGAUGGCCUUCUGACUUGUGGUGUCGGCAUUGAAUAUGAAGAUGCUCGACCAAACUGUGUGCGCGGGUUCAAUCACCCAUGCGGCUGGUUCUGUGUGCCCCUGCAAAACAACCCUCAACACAGCCUUCUGACUGGCUACAUUCAGACUGAUCUGAGAGGGAUGCUGCUGCAGAAGACUGUAGACUUCGCAAUGGCAAGCUCACUGGUAAACUUCUAUUCCGACCUCAAAAAGGCACUGAAGCCUUAAAAGAUUGCCAGCUUUAGGCUAUUUUCAAUUCCUGGUAAACAGCUUGACUGGUACCCAGUGGCUCUGAUCAGUAACGGACUGCCUGGUUUUUAUUUAAUAACAUAAAAAAAUGGCGCUGCUGCAUUUUUUUUUCAUCCAACUCUGGGACUUGUUUGCACAAUGGCAAAGAAUAUGUUUAUUUUAUGGUUCAGCACAGGUUGCUGUGAUUUAAUGUACUGAAGGAUAUUUAACCGAAUAUUUGUCUCCAUGCGUUUGUAACAGCACAGGCAAUGCUGUUCGUUUAAAAUAACCAUUUUCCUUGGGGUGGUUAAUAUGAUUUUUAAUGAUUAUAUAUAUAUUUAUAAUAAGUGUGUAUUAUACGGAUUGCUGGAUAUGCAUGUCCAUGUUUUCGUUAAUACUAUACAGGUUUCUGAAUGCACAAAUACUCAGGAUUCCAGUCAUUUUUGCUGCUUAUAUUGUAUAUUUAUGCAUUAUCCAUUUUUCUAUAAAUGCAAAGUGCAAACUGCCAUGUAAAUGAAGCUUGAAGGCCUACAUCAAGCGCAUGAAUACAGCAUUGCCUGCUUUCAGCAUUGCUGUAUUCAUGGGGGUGGGCAGAAGGAGACAAGUAUCCCUGAUACUGUUUGAUGUUGCUAUUCUUAUAAAAGAGUAAAGAUACAUCAUCUCACAUUUCUCUGCUCCUUUCUAAGCAGAACAACAAAGAAAGGCUUUACUCUUCUUCUUUUGAAGUAUAAAAAAACUGCUAAAAUCUUGAAAAAUAGACAAAAAAGUGCUCAGAAGAAUACUCCAAGCUAUUUUUCUCUUCUAAAAAGAAUACUGAGAUAAUUGUUGUUAUAUAUGUUUAAUAUAUGUAAUGUCAUAUAGGCAAUAUUUCUUGUCUGUGAUAUUUCAUUUUUUUCAGCUUGUAUUUGAUUUGUUUUGUUGUUGACAAACUCGGACCUCCUUCGCAAGACUUAUUUUUAUUAACUGGUAUUCCAUUUUUAGGGCCUGGUCACCGACUUGCUACUGUUUGAUACAUUUUUAACAUCCAGGCCUUAAAAGAGAACUAAAGGUAAUAAUAGUAACAUUAUAAUCACUUAUCUGAACUUUCAGGCCAGAGAUCCUGUUUGCUAAAGCUGCCUGGGCUGGGGUCUUCAGUCUUCUCUUAGCUCUGGUCCAGGUGCACAUGUUAAACUGAACUUAGAAGCAAAAAGUUGUUUUUCUCAUUACUGUGCAUGUGCUUGGCUGGGCUCAAAGAGAAGACAGAAGUGAAAGAAGAAGUGAGCUCCUACAGAAGUAUCCCAGGCCCAGAACACCCCCCGGGGUAUCAGGUAAAAGUUUAUAAUUAUUGGGAGUGCCUAACCUUUGGCACCCCCAGGGAUUAUACAUUUAAUUAUACCUUAACUAAGCAUUUAACACUUAAGCUUUAACACAUCUAAUGUAUCAGAUUGUGACAUCUGCUGUGUAAGUAUGCUUAAACAAUGCUUAACAGACAUAAAAACAAACUCAUGAAUCAAACUGUAACAGCUUAUAGAGACAGCAACCAGGCUUUUCAGAGCUGCUACUGCAAAACACGAGAGGAGGGAAGUGAAUCUCAUUUAUUUUUAAAAUGUAAAUUUAAGAAAAUGAUAAAUUAAUUAAAAAAAAAGGUUUGUGAGGGUAAUUUGUCAGCUGUCAUUCAACAUGCUGUACAGGCUACAGAAUUAUGUAUGUAAAAGUAUGUUGUAUUUCAUUUCACCAGUGAAGAACUUGUUUCAGUUGUUUUUAAUUAAAAUGUUUUAAUCUGCUUAUUUAUUACCCACAAAAUGUCAUCUAAUCAAUAUAUGUGAGGAGACAUUCCUGAAUCGUUAAAUAAAAACAUGAAGACAAACCAA